Molecule: messenger RNA, 723 nt
Organism: Fusarium redolens
Lineage: Eukaryota; Fungi; Ascomycota; Sordariomycetes; Hypocreales; Nectriaceae
Exons: 2
Coding region: 1-723 (240 amino acids)
Source: RefSeq, a predicted model, not a curated record
AUGUUGGGCUUCAAGAGUUUCCAAAACGGCUGGGCCAAGUUGUUGGCUUCGCUGUUCCUUCUCCUCGCUGCUUCUCAGCUCUGCAUUGCUGCACCUUACACCACUCAGCUCGCUGUUCGAGAUGAUCAACACCUCUACUCUAGAGUCAUCACUCCUGAGCUAGAUGCCUACAAACAAAAGCUCGACGCCAGUGAAGCUGCCAACACAUACGUUGGCCAAGGAGAGACCCAGUUUGUAGACUUCACUACUGGUGAUGAUCACGUAGUUGGAAGCUCAGGUUUCGCUGGAUGCUUCGGUGUCAUCCUCGCGACCAAGCAAGGUACCAUUGUCGGCCAUUACAACCUCGACCAGGCUGGUUUGGACACCGCCAAGAAGGAGAUCCCCGAUCUUUACAGCAAGCACAACGACAAGGUUGGAGGUGCUGCUGCCCAUCUUUACUCUGCCGUCUACUAUGAGAAUGGUGAGCUUGUUGACGGAAAUCUGUACAACGAGUACAAGAAGUUCCUCACGGACCUUAUUGGAAGCGAGCCCAAGGAUCACCACUACACUGAGGCUGCUGAGACUGUUCCCGAGGAGGAUCUGUUCGAAGACAAGUGGGAUAAGGACGCGGUGAGCGGUGGCUUUGUUGUUGAGAACCCGGGUGGUGGCGAUGCUGAUACCAGCAUUUUCUUCAUUACCAUUGAGCGACAGCGCACCAGUGCUCAGCUGCCUGACCGCCGUUAA